CGCCUAAACUGGCUCGGACUGGUUACUAAGUCGACUGCAUUUUGCCCUGCUGGGGUCGACUGACACUGACAAAGGCAUGACAAGAGAAGCCUGGAGAAGGAUCCACGGGGGCCCGUAUAACAUAAUCCAGCGGGAAGAAAAAAGAAGAGAGAAAAAAAAAGGAAAUGGAAGAAGCAGAAGAAGAAAAAGCUCCGAGUCAGCAGAUGUCUUGCUUUCGGUCCUUUCCCGUCCACAGAACGCGGUUGCUCGGAAUCUGCAUAGUCCCCAUGACCCUUUUCUGUGUAUGCAUAUGCAAAUCUCAUCCGUCUGGUGCUGAUUCAGCGGCGCUUCUUCGCUGUCACGGUCCAUCUUGUCAUGCAAGAGUUGACAAAACAAUCACGCAUAAACACCAGAUCACCACCCAUCUCCCCAUCCGUCCUCCCAUCCCACCUCCCGCAAUACGCCUCGGGUCCCCCGGAAUAGAGUUCAACGGCCUCUUUUCCUAUUCUGCCCUUCUCCAGAUUCUUGUGCCAUCCAUCACACGACAUACAGGGCCCUUUGAGGUCGAAUCAGACAAGCGGGCGUGUGACAGACCCGGAUCCCGCAAAAGGCCACAAUCCCCAGUUAUUUGGAAACAGAAAAAAGUCGGGCUGCCGAAGAAAGGCCAGAGAGUUUCAGCCCGUCUUUGCCUCCACCAUGGUAUUUCCACAGUUGCACAGUUCAAUUGAGCCUCCAAUUGCAGAGAUCUGCCUCGUAAUUCGCCGUCGGAUUCGCCUAUUGCCGCCACGCACGUGCGGCGCUGUCCGAAUGCCAGAGUGGCAUUCCUAGAUCGACAGUGUGGUCAAGACACUGUCAAAAACAACGUUUAAGCGCCGCCUCUCGUGGCAGCCACCUCUACAAGAGGCUCUGCUCUAGCCAAUGCUUAGCCUUGUGUCCGCAGCUCAGCUUGUCUUGCUUGUCCCAAUUCUUCAAUUUAUGCCCAAUAUCUUGGAAAGCCACAGCAUACUUGAUUAGUGCCGAUACCAUUGCAAGAUCGUCGAUGCCUCUUCUGAGAACCGAUUCAGCCAGCCACG
This is a messenger RNA of Trichoderma harzianum CBS 226.95, 1052 nucleotides long. RefSeq lists its product as hypothetical. The transcript has a single exon. The coding region runs from base 165 to 707 and encodes 180 amino acids. NCBI's taxonomy places the organism in Eukaryota, Fungi, Ascomycota, Sordariomycetes, Hypocreales, Hypocreaceae. The record is from RefSeq and is a predicted model, not a curated record.